AGGCGUUUCCACGUUUCAGCAGCCGGUGACUGAGCAGCAGACGGCCACAGAGCGGACUCACGAUCAUCCGGAUCAUUUCUGUUUUUAUUAUCUACAUAAACCUGCCUGACAGUUCCUCUCACCCGUGUCCCCUCCACGGCCGCGUGUCCCCACGCCGAUGAAACAGACUCCAAUCCAUCACAGAACGACUUGAAACCGCAAAAGUGAACCGAGAUUGGCCGAGUGGACUUUUUUUUUUCUUCUUUUUUUUUUAAUUCCUGCAGCACGUCUGUCCCGUCUCAUUCCCACACAGCUCCAGAGGAGAUUAUCUUCCCGCAUCUCUCUCCCUGUCUGUAGCUGACUCAUAUCUGCUGCUCUCGGGACCAUGGCGGAGUACAGCUCUCUGCUCAGCGACCUGUCUGAAAACAUCACCAACGAAGACUUGGAGCAGCUCAAGUCGGCCUGCAAGGAGGACAUUCCCGAGGACCAGAGCAACAACAUCACUUCCUCCAAGGAGUGGUUCAGCUACCUGGAGAAGAACGACAAGCUGGCCCAAGAUAAUCUGUCGUACAUCGAGCACAUCUUUGAGAUUUCGCGGCGACCGGACCUGCUGACGAGGGUGAUCGAGUACCGCACCACCGUGCUCAAGAUCUCUGAGGAUGACGAGAUCGACACCAAGCUCACACGCAUCCCCUCAGCCAAGAAAUACAAAGACAUCAUCCGCCAGCCCUCUGAAGAUGAGAUCAUCAAGUUGGCCCCGCCUCCUAAAAAAGUGUGAGAGCGUGACACACAACCCUGAUCUUUGCGCCUGGAUUUCUUCACUCUUGGCACUCCAAUCAACCGACCAACCGUUUAUGACCAACCCCAUCGCUCCCCUACUUCACCCUACCCUCACACACAAACACACAGACACACACGCACACUACACACACACACACGCACACACACACAUCCAGCCAAGCACCAUCCUUGCACUGACCCGCGCAGGCAGCCACCAACCAAGCAACCAAUCAGAUCGUAGCGAUGCAGCCUCUCUCCGAGCUGAGGGGAGGCGGGAAGCUGCGAAAAAGAGACAUUAGAAGACGUAAUCUGGAGAUGGACGAACAAUGUAUGUGUGUAAGGAGAGAAAGAGAGAGAGAGAGAGAGAAAGAGAGAGAGAGAGAGAGAGAGAGAGAGAGAGAGACAAACGUCUACCCUCAAUUCAAACGCUGAAAGGGUCCGUUUAGAUUGAGUGUAAUCUGUAACACUGUUCAAUCUGUGAUGCUGUGCUUACUGUAUGCAGCCGCCUGUCUGAGUGUGUGCAUGUCAGCGAAGGUUGUUAUAGUUAAGACAAAGACUACAUCCAGCCAUAAAGAGUUUAAAACUACAAACCCUGCGUUCAAAACAACAAAGUGAAAUGGCAAAGUUCCAUUUUUUCAGACUUUCUUAAAAUGUCAGAAAGCUGAUAGGUAACCAUAGAAACAAUUAAGCUGCGAAUGCAUUGUAUGUACAAUGAUACUUAACUAUGACUGUGGCUAUGAACGUAGUUCAUCAGUUGCUUAUUUGUUUUCAAAAUUGAAUUAGAAUAUGCAAAACAGCCAACAACAUUUUAAAAACAUUGUUUACAUUAUCAAAAAGUAUUUUAAAAACAAAACUGCAGCAAAAGUUAACACUUACUUAAACAGACAUUUAAAACUUAUCCAAAUCUCACGUAUAUGACUGUUUUAUUUUCUGUGAGGGUGCUUGUUUUAGAAUGUAGCUGCAUUUAUAGUUCAGGUGUUUGAAAUGUGAAAGGGAUAGUUCAACAGACGCUUAUUCACUGUUUUGCUGUGACUUGGGUGAGAAGAAAGAUUAUAUAUUAAUGUCUGUCUUUUAAAUAUGAAGCUACAGCUUAGCUUAGCUUAUUUUAGCAUAAAGACCGGAAACAGCUAACCUUGUUUUUACACUUAGGUUUAUAGGGAUUAAAUCAAUGAGAUAAUUUUUGUUAAUUAGUUUUUAGAGGUGCUGGUUGGAAGAUAUUGUUUCCUUUGGACAUAGCCAGGCUUGAAAUUUCUCGUCUUUGUGCUAAGCUAAUCUGCUGAGCUAACCACUUUAUAUUCACUAUACAUACAUAAGAGGAAUAGGGUUCUUCUCAUUGAACUCGCGGCAAAAAGGCAAAUGGAAGACUAUUCAUUUAUAGUCCGUAUAGCUCAAUAAAUAAUUACAGUCACCAAGUUACCAUUUUUUGCCUCUUUUGCCAUGAGGUUGCUGUAUUUGAAACUAAACUGUAAGUCAAACUUAAAGGCCAGGACAGUCACUGUUCCUCAGCUGGAGGACAUGUAUGCAUUCCCUUUACUCUUACACAGAUAAUGAUAUCAUGUUUCAAGAGCAAAAGAAAAAAAACUAAUAUUUUAGAACAUUAUAUUUAAAGUUGAUUUUCAUAGGAAAAGCCAAUAUUUGCCUUUAGCUUAUAAUUAUAGCAAGAUAUAUUUAGAGAACAUUUAGAUGGGAAAGGUAAAGCAAAGAUUUCUAUACUAUGGAUGUUCCUUGUCCAUAGGUUCUCUUUUCAUCAAGGGGACCAGAUAGCAUAGAGGUCUGCUGUACGAGCUGGCUAGAGAUGUAAAUAUACAAAUAAUAUAUUAGAAGAAAAUAUAGCAGAAAUAAUAUAUUGACCUGCAGUGUGUGUGUGUGUUCCAUAGAGGACACUCAUAUUUCCACUGUACGUUCAAUUUCACCAUUUCUGGUUUUAUGUAAUCUGAAAUUGAGGUGAUAAUCACUUAAGCACUUAAAGUACAUCAAUUUGGACUACAUUAGAAAAGUAUAUUUGGAGAGAUCAUAUUGGGUAUUGUAAUUACUCAGUGGAAAUGUUGUGUUGUUGGGCACAAAGAGACAAACACUAAACUGUCUUACACCCCGUUCCUGCCAUUUCAUUUGUUGCACUGAAAGUAACUGACCAGCUUGGGAUUUUUCCCUGUAUGAGGGGUUAAAACUAUGACCUCUGGAAAUUAACAUAAGUGCAGAUAAAGGACAGAAAGACAAUGUGGCAUGUGAUAAUAAAACAUCAUUUUAAAAAACUGUACAUAAAGUAGAUUGUGACAAGGAUCUCUAAUGAACACAGCGGCUCAUAACCCACUGACUAUGCCAUUACCGCCAUGCAACAACAUAGCUAGCACGACUGUUGAAACUAAUCUAUAAUAACUGCUCUUUUGAACACUGUGUCUCUUUCCCCCCCCCCCCCCCCCCCGCAUUAAAGCCUUAGCGGACUUUGUGUUUACCCCAAAAAACCUUUAACAACUGUGAGUAAUUGUGUGUUUGUGCGUAAAAGCGGAGACAGACGCUGGAACACACAUCAAGUUAAUCAAAACGGCUCUCAUUUUUUAAGAGUGCUUUUGUUCUGAAAUUUGCUAAGGACUAGUCUAUGGAUCUAUUUCUGCCCCCAUCUUUGUUGUUAUCAAAGCUGUAGGAUCCAAAAAAUUAACCAACAACAUAAAAAUCGAUCAGUGUACGACUCAUCAUUUCUCCCAGCCCUGCUCCACUCAAGACCCCAGUGCCAACGACCAAGACUUAUUUAGAUUACUGUUUCUGUGAUCUGUUUUUCUUUCUCUCUUUUUUUUUAUUGCUCGCCGUAUAUUGUAGUGUUGGACUGAUUUGUAUCCUAUGCAUUUACGUCUGUAGGAGAACUUUGCACUGUAACAUAUCCUCAAAUCACUUAAUCUAAAGAACUGAACUCUUCAAUUGAGACAAGUCAGGGUAUCAGACAAGAUCUUGAUAUCCCUGUGUUGAAUCUGCAUGACGGACAUGCUGAGUGGCACUUGAUGAGAAGAAAGUGUGCAGUUUGGGAAAGAUAAUAUAUGCUUGUAACCCAAUGUUCACUGUUUAGAACUUGUAAAACAGACUAUAAAUCAAAGCAAACACUCAAUAGUUUGUUAAUGCCUGCAAUUGUGUGGCGAAGUUUACAAACCUUCAACUUGUUUCUUUGCAUAAAACACCCAGUUAAUCUAGGCGAGAUCAAGCUUUUUAUUGUACUGUUAAAGGAAUAAUCCACCCUUAAAUACCUGAACACUGUUCUUUAUGCCAUAUGGACCCAUUUUGCAGUUCAGACUUAAAUAUCUCAACAAGUUUUGGAUUGAUUGCCAUGACGUUUGGUAGACACAUUUAUGGUCGCCAAAGAUGACUUCGGUGAUCCCCUGAUCUUUCCUCCAGCGCAACCAAGAGGUUGAUGUUUGUUUUUUAGUGGAAAAUGUCUCCAAAACUAUUGGAUAGAUUGCCAUGAAAUUUGGUACAGAAAUUAAUGGCCCUGUUAGGAUGAAUUACAAUAACCUUAGUGAUUCCUCUGACUUUCUAUUAAGUGCCCUCAUCAAGUUUUUAUUUGUCCAAUACUUUAGUUUAUUUUAUUUACUUUAGUUUUGAACAAAUUCUUGCAAGACCAACACCACUCCAAUCAUUUAUAUUUUGUGUUUGGUGCCAAUUAGCAAAUGUUAGCAUACUAACAUGCUAAACUUAGAUGGCAAACAUGGUAAUUAUUAUGUUGGGAUGGUAAACAACAGCAUAGUAGCUUUGUUAUUGUAAACCUGUUAGUGUGCUGAGGUUAGCAUUUAGCUUAAAGCACCACUGUGCCUCGAUGCAGUCAGUAGUUUUUGUCUAUACGUUUUUUUCCCUUAAGAAUCAAAGAGACAGGGCAUAUUUUAAAAUGUAAACUUUUUUUUUUCUAGUUUUGCACCGACUUUUAACAUACUGGGAGAAAUGAAUCACUCAAGCGUCUCUGAGUGUAGAUUUAAACUAAAAUUGAGCCAUAACACAUGCUUAGUGAAGGUAUUGCCAAAUUAUAUACAAAAAACUGUAGAAUGCUUCACCUAAUCAUACAAUAUAUCCUACAUCCAUGUACUGAUAUUUCAGAUUGAUAAUGUCUAACAGUGUCAGAGUGUUUCUGGGUGGAUCGUCCCUUCAGCGUCCAGACUAGCCCUUGCUAGGCCUGACCCCAAGUGAAGCGGUUACUGCCCUCCUAUAGCUUGAGCCUACUGAACACAAAGUAUGACUGUACUGCAUUUAUCACAGAGCUGAACAGAGAGCAUUAUGUCAGGCAAAGGGAGGCAGUUGAACUUACUGCUAUGACCUGUGGGUAACGGUCCUUACCAGCGUUAAAAUGGAUGUUUAUUGACCACAGAUUGCCACUCCCCAUUUUCAGUGAAGAGCUUUGUUGACUUUACAAACCCACAUGCAGAUCUUAGCAUGCGUUUCCAUAACUGUACAAAAGAUCAGCAAGGGAGGAUUUGGACCAUUGUAUUUUCUUUCAUCUUCUCUUUUCCUUUGAAAUGUUUUUGAAUAGCAACUUGUGAAUUUAGACGUAUGUGACCAAGUGAAUUUUAUUUUUUCUCUCUCUCGGAAUUUCAGUAGGCAGUGGACUCAUGUUAACAACGUUAUGGUAGUUUGUCAGUAGUUUGUCCAUGCAAUAUCUGUAAACAUCGAAAAGAAGAAAAAAAAUCCAGCUGAGAGAUGCUCUAGAUUCUCCUGGUUGUAUUCACUGGAGUAUUAAAAGUUCUGCAUCAAAAUGUGGCUGUGAUGCACCUUUCUCGAUUUGUUUUAUAUUUAACAUCCACUUCCUGUGUCCUACUCCUCUAAAGUCAACCCCCAUACAUGUCACCAUGGUAAACGUGACACAGCCCCUCCGACGUCAUUACCAGGUGGAUUAUGUGUUUAGCGUUUUCGGUAGCCAGUCGGCACAUAAUAUAUCAACAUAUCAGUCACAAAUGAUGUCAAAUUUGGAUUUCCUUAUACCAAGUACAUAUCAACUUAGUAAAUGCUGCAAAAGUAUGAACCUACUAAAAUAUGUCCUUAUUUAAUGUUAAUACCUGAUUACAACAAUUACAUGAGUAUAGAUGAAGUAAGAAACGAAGAGGCAGAUGUGUGAAGUUAUUCAGCAUAUAAUGCUAACCGUUGAUUAAAAUUGAUACAAACAAAAGUAUAAUUUUCCCUUAAUGAUAAGACUGUUUGUGGUUGUUUUUUCCUUCAUUUUUAUUAUGUUGUAAAUAUGUAUUUUGAAUAUAUAUCACUGUGUUUGUUUUGAACUUGAUUAAUUUAUUUAUGCCUAUAUAUUGUUGUUUUUAUGUCCCCUGAUUUUGUUUAACUAACUGGAAACAAAUCAAGGGGGUGAAAACGUGUUGCUUAUUUAAUGUUAAGCAGACCAUGUUUCAACACUUUUAUAAUUCAUGUUAUUCUCUUCAUUCAUGUUUUGCUGUUUUGCCUUUGGGUAAUGAUUUUACAAAAAAAAAAAAAGUGAUAUUCAUUUCCUUGUAUUUACUGAUAUGUAACCUAUUAUGUUUUACUGUGUCGUAUUUAAUCAGAUGUGUUGUGGUCACCGCUCGUGAAAAUGAUUUCAUUCAGAGUUUCCGAAUCAUGACAAAAGAUGAAAGCAGUCACAAAGUCGUAAUCUGCCUUUUUGUCCAUAUGAGACAUGUUGUCACUUGCACACUGCACCAACAGCAGGAAGUAUAGCGUCUUAAAAUGUUGAGCUAGGUGCGUGUUGAAAGUUUAAGAAAUGUUGACCACAGAUUUGUAGAGUGCAGCCUUUAUUACCAGAUUGUUAGCAGUGUUUUCAUGAAAAGUAUUUUCUGAUUCUACUCACUUUAUCAAAAGAUAACCCAUUUGAUAUAAAAACAAUAAGCAGUCUUACUAGUUUGUAUGGAGUCCCAAAGGGUUCGAUGUUAGAUGAAUAAAUAAGUUAUUCUAAAAAUAGCCACAUGAAUAAAUUGUGUAAAAUAACUAAUUCAGCAAUGGUUGUUGAGCAAAGAAACCAAACAGCCUCUUAGCUUUUGUUAGCUAGAGCCAAAUGUCAAAGUAAUUCUGAUUCUGUCCAACUGUAAAUAAAGGCAGUACAAAGAAACUGAAACUAACAUUUUAUUUAGCCUAACAAGCGCCACAUGCUACCUACCUACAACCAGCUGACUAGCUAGAAGAGCAAAAAGACUGUAGUCACUCUUGCCUAGAGCUUGACCUGGAGCUAGUUGCUACUUUUAACAACCUAGCUUAGCUUGCCAGUUAGAUCGGUAGCAUGUACAGCCAUAAUAAGCAAAAUAAAAGUUUAUAGUCAAUGUGCUGUGCUUGUUAAGCGCAGCAGCUUCUAGUUAAUUUAAACAGACUUACUUGUUACUCUAGCUGUCAUAUAUAGCUAACUGGCUAAAUUUGGUAGCAGUUGUUAAAGGGCAUUUUUAAGUAAGAAUGUAUGUAAUGUAAUUGAAAAAAACUUUAAUAUGAAAUGUAUUAUUACAAUGAAGUUGCGCUUGAAUACAUUUCUUAAAUUACUCCACAAUUUAUUGCUUUAUUAAUUUAUUUUACACAAUGUAUUCUCUUUUUUAUUUUUAUUUCAUAGUGUAGGGCCUACUGUUCAUCUAUUCAAUAUUGGCUCCAUAGUUUUAUUUGCCAUUUUUAUUUUUGAAGGUGUUAGUGAAGGGUUAAAAGGUGCAUGGAUGAAGUAAUAGAGUGAAAAGGUAAAUAUGUGCUGGGUAGCGUGGUGUGAGUAGUCUGAGUGGUUGUAGCUGUUUGAGAUGUGAUCAGAGAGUAAUACGCAGGUUCAUACUUUCAUAAACAUCUCUGGCGUGUGUACAAGAUGCCACACCUCUGCAUUUAGUCAGUAUCUUUUUACAUAUGACAGGUCUUGCACAAGAAUGCUGUAAAUUAAAGUUCAUGAUUGUAAUGUGUGUUAAUGUGAGGAAUGCUGAGUGUCUGGUCAGAGUUGUAAACUGAAAAACAUUCCUGUGGUGUGGUUUAAGUUUUGAUUUAUUGACUUAAAAAUUAUAAUAUGUUAGUAUUAUACACAUUAUUUCAUUUAGCAGAGAUUUCCUCAAAAUGCACCUACAGGGUUUUGAAUUGAAAUGUCAUUUUCAGCUGCUAACUGAAUUCAUAUUGAUCAAUAUCAGAAAAUGUGAACAUUUGAACCAUACAUUUU
Molecule: messenger RNA, 7879 nt
Organism: Etheostoma spectabile (orangethroat darter)
Lineage: Eukaryota; Metazoa; Chordata; Actinopteri; Perciformes; Percidae
Product: astrocytic phosphoprotein PEA-15
Exons: 4
Coding region: 365-757 (130 amino acids)
Biological process (GO): MAPK cascade; regulation of apoptotic process
Molecular function (GO): protein binding
Source: RefSeq, a predicted model, not a curated record